Molecule: messenger RNA, 1242 nt
Organism: Salvelinus namaycush (lake trout)
Lineage: Eukaryota; Metazoa; Chordata; Actinopteri; Salmoniformes; Salmonidae
Product: leukotriene B4 receptor 1-like
Exons: 1
Coding region: 1-1128 (375 amino acids)
Biological process (GO): G protein-coupled receptor signaling pathway
Cellular component (GO): membrane
Molecular function (GO): G protein-coupled receptor activity
Source: RefSeq, a predicted model, not a curated record
AUGAAGAGCUCGGGUUCCUCCAUCUCAGACGAUGAUGAUGCAUUGUUUAAUGAAAUGUCAACCGUAGGGCGAUCAGUAGUCUGUGUGAUCCUGGGCCUGUCGUUCCUGGUGGGGGUCCCGGGAAACCUGCUGGUGAUCUGGACCAUCCUGAGGCACGUCCAGCAGCGCUCCCACACCGUGGUGCUCAUCCUCCAUCUGGCUGCUGCAGACCUGCUGGUGCUCAUCACCCUGCCCCUGUGGAUCUACUCCCUGGCCCGCUCCUGGGUGUUCGGGGAGGCGUCCUGUAAGGCCAUGGUGUACGUCAUCAACACCUGCAUGUACAGCAGCGUCUUCCUCAUCACCCUCAUGAGCGUCGAGCGCUUCCUUGUCAUCCUGUACCCGUUCAAGAUGUUGCGCUGGAAGACCAAGGCAAUUAUGGACAAGGCUCUAGUGGCUAUCUGGGUUCUGGCUUUCCUUUUAGGGAUCCCAUCCAUUCUUACCAGCUCCAUCGAUGAGAUCGAUGGCACUGAGCAGUGUCUUUUCAGGGAGUACAGCUCAGUGGCCCAAGAGGUGGUGUUCUUAUGCCUGGAGACCUUGGUGGGCUUCGUGGUCCCCUUCUCCACCCUGGCUGUCUGUUCCUGUCUAGUAGCAACACACCUGAGGACAAUGCAUUUCGGCAGCAGCAAACAGAAGUCGACAGUUCUGAUCAGUAGUGUGGUGGUAGCCUUCGUUCUCUGCUGGCUUCCUCACCAUGUCCUCAACACUGUAGACCUAGUCAGCAUCCUGACAGAGGAUCCAGAUGAUGCUGUGCCUGUUUCUGUGGCCCAGACUGCAAUAGUGUUUAUCUCUGGAGCGCUGGCCUUCAUUAGUAGCUCUGUGAACCCUGUGUUCUAUUCCUUCGCUGCAAGGAACUUCCAGGGCAGUCUCCAGGAGUCCCGCAUGGUCAGGCUGUUCCAGGAACUCUCCUCACACACCUCCUCCAAGCUAAGGGGAUCUGGCAACACAAUAGGAUCGGAAAACACAAUAGGAUCUGGCAACACAAUAGGAUCGGAAAACACAAUAGGAUCUGGCAACACAAUAGGAUCGGAAAACAUAAUGUCCUCAGUAAGGCCAGACUGCAACAAUACCACAGACAUAACUACCGUGUAGGACUACAGAGAUGGUCGCGCUGGAUAAGAGCAUUCUGGAUAAGUCGUUCUGGAUAAGAGCGCCUGCUAAAUGACUAAAAUGUCAAAUGAAAACUGUGACCUGAUCAUUGAUUCA